AUGUCCAGUUUUCAGAUAACACAAGUGGAUGCAAUACUCAUAUUUGACCAUAAUGGUGAAAAAAUCGCAGCCAAAUAUUAUAUUUUACACGGAACUAACCAGGCCGCAAUACCUCCGGAAAAGCAAGGCGCCUUUGAAAAAUCUUUACUUAAUCAAAUGAGUCAGGUUAAAGACUCUGGGGUGUUUGAUGGAUGUAUACUAGUGGAGAAUCAUACUGUGGUAUAUCACAUUGUUAAUGAUAUUUAUAUCACUGUUGUUGGUCAACUAUUUGAGAAUGAACUCAUCCUUUCGCAAAUGUGCAAUACAAUAAAGCAAUCCCUAGUAGGAAUUACUCAUGAUGAUAUAUCUAAAGAGGUUCUGUAUGAGAAGUUAGCUUCUGUGUUUCUUUUAUUGGAUGAUGCCGUUGAUGGAGGCAUAAUUAUGGAAACCGAUCCAAAUGUUAUAGUAAAAAGACUAAGACGCAAGGAUAGGGAUUCUAACGAAAAUAUUCCCUUCAAUCAGGCCAUUUACAAUGUGAGGAAUAAUGUCAUACGCACAUUACUAAAUUCAUAA
Molecule: messenger RNA, 552 nt
Organism: Theileria equi strain WA
Lineage: Eukaryota; Apicomplexa; Aconoidasida; Piroplasmida; Theileriidae
Product: clathrin adaptor complex small chain, putative
Exons: 6
Coding region: 1-552 (183 amino acids)
Biological process (GO): retrograde vesicle-mediated transport, Golgi to endoplasmic reticulum; intracellular protein transport; intra-Golgi vesicle-mediated transport
Cellular component (GO): COPI vesicle coat
Source: RefSeq, a predicted model, not a curated record